CGGCAUAGUGCUUUGUCUUGUUGCAAGCUCUUUGGUUUAGUUCGUUGGUGUGUGUAAUCAGCUAAAAUGUUGUUUUGCGAAAAUUUGUGUGUGACAUUCUCCAGAUUGUAGAACUGAAGCCAUGUUCCAGGAACCAACUAUAUGGAUAAAAAAAGAAGAAACGGAUGAAGUACAAACUGAGUUAUGCUCUAUGUUUCUUGAAGACCCAUUAAAGACUGACAGCCCUAGUGUUUGGGUAAAGCAAGAUCCUGAACUGAAACAAGAUGCUGAUGGAUCUGAGCAUAAUCCUGUUAAAGACCCACUGGGAAUAUCUUGGUCCACUGAUUUUAUCAAGAAGGAUCCUGAAUUAAAUUUGGAAAUGAAUGUAACAGAGAAUAUUGUGGAAACCUCAACAAGAUACACAUCCGAUGCAGCAAGAUUGACUCAGAGUACUGGUGAGAGGUGUGGAGUAUCAUGUGAAGAAACUUGUCACCAUAGACAGGAUGAGUUUGUGAUAGACAUGGAGAAGUCAACACACGAGUUUGGUACCUGUACAGAAGAUGUGACUGUUGAUGAGGAAUGCUCAGUUGCCACCAGAUAUGACUGUAGUACGAGGGAAAAGGAAUUUCAUGUAUAUAGCUGUAAUUCCUGCCAACAGAGCUUUCCUUCAAAAUACAGACUCAUAAUGCAUGUGUUUAUGCACAUUGAUGGCACACAACCACCUUUGUAUGAUUGCAAGUGGUGUGGUGAGGUAUUUCACAGUAAUGUUAGUUUGAAAAAACAUUUAAGAAUGAGUGAGAAAUAUCAUGUCUUAAUUGCUGGCAACCAUGAAAAAUAUGGCUAUAUUGAUCAGCAUCAAAGCAGUAUCUUCUUGGAUAGUUUGCCAGAAGUUUCUGCUACACAACACAAUGAGCAGUCUUCAUGUAAGGAAACUUGGAAAGCUUCAAAGAAGUCCUCUAAUGACAUGUGUAACACACACAUGACAAAUGAUACAGAGAAAACAGUUGAUUAUGGAAAUUUAUCUACAGCUGUUAAUGUCAGUGCCCAGGCUGAUCUAAUUACUGCAAACAGAACUGACAAAUAUGGUAUUUAUGGCAACUUGUUUGGUAGGUCACAUCAUCUCAAGAGAGAGAAACUAAUUCACAUGGGAAAGAAACCCCACAAAUGUGAGAUUCGUGGGGAAUCGUUUGCUCAGUCAGGUCAUCUCAAUACACAAACAUUAAUUCACACUGGAAACAAACCACACAAAUGUGGGAUUUGUGACAAAUCGUUUGCUCAGGCACAUCAUCACACGAAUCAUGUCGUAAUUCACACUGGAAAGAUAUCUCACAAAUGUGAGAUUUGUGGGAAAUCAUUUGUUAGUGCAGGCGGUCUCAAGAUGCAUGGCUUACUUCACACUGGAAAUAGACCGCACAAAUGUGAGACUUGUGGGAAAUCUUUUGUUAGGUCAGGCGAUCUCAAGAUACAUGGAUUAAUUCACACUGGAAAGAAACCUCACAAAUGUGAGAUUUGUGGGAAAUCUUUUGUUAGGUCAGGUGAUCUCAAGAUACAUGGAUUAAUUCACACUGGAAAGAAACCUCACAAAUGUGAUAUGUGUGGGAAAUCUUUUGCUCAAACAGGCAAACUCAAGAGACAUUCUUUAAAUCACACUGGAAAGAAACCUCACAAAUGUGAGAUUUGUGGGAAAUGUUUUACUAUGUUAUGCAAUCUCAAGAUACACUUACUAAAUCACACUGGAAAUAAACCUCACAAAUGUGAGACUUGUGGGAAAUCUUUUAAUAGGGCAGGCAGUCUGAAGACACAUAGGUUAAUUCACACUGGAAAGAAACCGCACAAAUGUGAGUUUUGUGGGAAAUCUUUUGCUAUAGCAGGUAUUCUCAAGAGACAUUCUUUAAUUCACACUGGAAUGAAAGCUCACAGAUGUGAGAUUUGUGGGAAAUCUUUUGCUAGAGCAUGCAGUCUCAAGAGACAUUCCGUAAUUCACACUGCAAAGAAACCUCACAAAUGUAAGAUUUGUGGGAAAUCUUUUGGUUUGUCAAGCUAUCUCAAGGCACAUACAUUUAUUCACACUGGACAGAAACCUCACAAAUGUGAGUUUUGUGGGAGAUGUUUUGCUUGCUCAAACACUCUGAAGACACAUGAAUUAAUUCAUACUGGAAGGAAACCUAACAAGUGUGAGAUUUGUGGGAAAUCUUUUUCUAGAGUAGGUGGUCUGAAGAGACAUACAUUAAUUCACACUGGAGAGAAACCUCACAUAUGUGAGAUGUGUGGGAAAUCUUUUGCUCAGCCAGGCAGUCUCAAGAGACAUUCCGUAAUUCACACUGCAAAGAAACCUCACAAAUGUCAGUUUUGUGGGAGAUGCUUUGCUUUGUCACACAAUCUCAACACACACGAAUUAAUUCACACUGCGAUAAAACCUCACAAAUGUGAGAUUUGUGGGAAAUCUUUUACUGUGUUAUGCUAUCUCAAGAAACAUGUAUUAAUUCACACUGGAAAGAAACGACACAAAUGCGAUAUUUGUGGGAAAUCUUUUGCUAGUUCAGGCGAUCUGAAGACACAUGUAUUAGAACACAUUGGAAGGGGACGUCACAAAUGUGGUAUCUGAGCCAAAAGUUUCACUCAAGACACAUGCAUUACUUCACAUAAGAAAGAAAGUACAAGUAAGUGUUAGUUUACGCAAAUAGGUUUUCCUGGGUUGUGCCCUCAAGGCCUAUAAAAUAAUGGAUGUAACAGGGGGACAAUAAAUUAUAAUGCUUGUGAAAUAAGGUUAAAAUGUGUUAGAAACAAAAGUGUGCAAUGAUGCAUACUAUAGAGUGGUAACACAUAAUGUGACAAUAUAAAAAUCCAUAUCAGCAGGUUGAGAUGUCAAGAAAUUCUAUUACUAAAUACUCCUGAAACAUGAAUCAAAUGUGUUUUUGUCAUUAACACUACAGUUUUUCCCAGUUGAUACUAAGACAAAAAGAUUGUGAAUUGUGAUAAAUCCUUACCUUCUUCAGUAAUCAUAAGUACCAUGCAAUAUUCAGUAGAAGGCUAAGAAAAUGUGACGACUUCCUGCUUGUUAUUCGAAAUGUAGUCAUCAUGUAGUACUUGUAGCUCUGCAUUUUAGAAAGGUGAGAGCAAGAAUGUAUUUAUAGCAUUUCUUUCACUCAGAAUAGUAAACUCAUAACUGGAGAAACAUAAUUAUGGCAAUUAUUUUACUCAGCUAUGUUUUCUCAAGAGAUUUGCUAUAUGUGUUAUUAAUAGUGUGUACAUUUAUGUUCUGUUAUUACUAAUCCUGUAUUAGUAAACUGAACAAGAAAUAUAGCAACAUGCUUACUAGUAUGAUUGUCCACAUUUGGAACAAAAUACAUUGACAGUUCUACAUGAUAUGGACUUGACAUGUUGUUUUCAUGUUUCUGGAUGUAUAUUGCACCAGUUGUAUUCCACACAUUCAAAUCAGCUAUGUGGUCGAGACAUCAGUGUUGGUUACCAUGCUACUCAGACCACUGUGGAGUCGUUCUGCACAUGACAUGGAUAGUUAUCCUGCUGAAAGCUGCCUUCACUGUGGGAGAGCACAUCAGUCAUGAAGGAAUCCUUGUAGUUGCAAUAAAGAUCACAUAGUCUGCAACUGUCAUUUUGCCAUCAGUUAUUACCAGAUGUCCCAAAGCAGCCCAUAUCAUAAUGGACCCCCCCCCAUCUGAUGCCAUUCACCUAGUUGACUGCAUAUCUGGAUGUGGCAACUGACCUGGUGUAAUAGGAAAUGUCACACAUCCUGACAGUUGCCAGUUGGCAGUUGACAUUAGCAUUGACCUUCAUUCCAGCCUCAAUGAUCCCUUGCCCACUGCAGUUGCAAUUGAACACUUUGGUGGAUUGGAAGAUAUGCCACAUUGCCAGCUUUACAGAACAGGUAAGCUUCUGAUCUCCAUGAUUUGUGAUGAAGUAUAUAAGUAUUACAUCUUUUCAUAAGGUUAUGGAUUUAUCACCUUUCAGCCACUUUCCGCAGAUGUUCACCACUUUUGAGGUGCUAGUUGCCAACUGCAAUGCCACCAUAACCUGCCCUUUGCUAAAGUUACUUAUCUCAUUGGAUUUACAUCUUCGCAACCCAUCUAAUUGAUAGAACAAUUCCUUCUUAAUAUCUGAUCUGCUAUACUUGUAAUCUGCGUACUGCAUCAUGUGUGUACAACAUGGUAUUCAUUCUCCUCUCGGGCAGUGUUCAUGACAUUUUUGCUCAUCAGUGCAACUUCAUGUAAACUGGGCAGAUGCGAGAAUGUGUAGUCUAACAAAAUCAUUGUGCUUGGUUACCAUUUACACCAGUGUACAAUAGCUAUAUUUUUGUGAAAUUUUUUUGUUUCACAAAGCUCUGUACUUGAUUAAGAGAUAAUGUAGAUAAGUGUUAUGCACCAAAGCUCCUAAUUAUUUGUUCAGCAUGUAAUACUGUGUAAGUUUUACACAAAAUGAAAUCGAAAACCAAACAUUAAGUGUUACAGUUCGAUUUCAUUCAUUUGUAUACACAAGAACAACACCUGGGAGAGCUGAGGGCAUGAGUACUAAAUAUGUCUUGUGUUAUAUUAAAAGACGUUCACAUUCUGGAUAUUUUUCUUAAUUUGUGUAAAUAAA
Molecule: messenger RNA, 4575 nt
Organism: Schistocerca cancellata (South American locust)
Lineage: Eukaryota; Metazoa; Arthropoda; Insecta; Orthoptera; Acrididae
Product: zinc finger protein 493-like
Exons: 6
Coding region: 122-2584 (820 amino acids)
Source: RefSeq, a predicted model, not a curated record